ACGUAGGUAACCAUUUUACACUCUCCUGGUUUUCUGAUCUUCGGAGAAAAUGUAUAACAACGGGAACGGUGGGGGAAAUAACGGGAAUAACGGAGGGAAUGGCUACAACGGAAAUGGAGGAGGCUGGGGAGGGAGAUCGAACGGUCCGCAGUGUUACAAGUGUGGGAAAUACUGCCACAUUGCGAGAGAAUGUUGGGCGAAGAGAGGCAGGCCGUCUCAGCAGGAUGACGAAGUACACUUGUUCGUUCGAGAUCUGAUGAAGGAGAGGGAGGAGAAACACAAACGUGAGGAAGAAGAAGAGAAACAACGGCUGAAGUUGGAAAAAGAGAAGAAGCGAGAAUUGGACCUGGCCACGAGGACCGAGGAGAUGAGGUUGCAACUACAGGCUGAGAUCGCCGAAAAAUGGAGGAAACAGCAAGAGGAGGCCGCUGAGAAGAUUAAGGCUGCUAGCGAAGCCACCGUCGGACAAAAAGGGCCCAAGAGUCCCGACUGUCCGAAGAUCUCUCGAAGGAGCAAGGGUAUCAAGAAAAGUAACGAGAAGAGAAACGAUUCAAAGGCUAGAAGACGAAAGAAGGAGAUCAAGCGACCGGUGGUCACUUCCUCUUCCGAAACAGACGAUGAUUCUGCGACGGAUAGCGAUCGCUCUUCUGACUCGGAUCGUGAAUUGCUCAAGAUGAUCAAGAGACUCCGAGAAUCGAAGAUGAAGAAUAAAAUCAAGAAACUGAAGGCCCAUGCAGUAAAUAUCAGCAAGAAGAAUCCGUCGAGCACUUGGGAGAAAGGUGAAUGCUCCAAGCGUUCCUCUUCGCCGGUGGCAACACCCGGGGAAGAAGCGGAGCCGAGGACACCCCUCACGAAAGGGUUUAAGGGGGUAGCGGCGGGCAGCUCCCAGGAAGGCAUGAUGGACUACACGUUGUCCGUUAUGAAGCAGCUUUCGGCGAAGAAGGUAUCCGAGUUGAAGGAGAUGUGCGAGAAACGGGGGAUCAAGCCUGCCAAGAAAGACGAGAUGGGCCUCCACGGCGAAUCCGUGGCUUCUGUGGAGAGACGAAUCGCUACGUGCACUGUUCUGUUAGGACUAGGCGGCGAGCUAAGUUGGCUGGGAAAGUACUUGGACAAGAUGGACGUACCGGAUGCUACCCUUGACCUGAAGACUCGCGGAACCUAUGUGAUCGUCAGCCCUUGGUCCAAACGGGUUUACGUUGGCUACACAGCUCAGCCGAUUCUGCAUAGAUGGAGGCAGCAUCUGGCAGCGACUAAUUCGAAAGCUUUGGGAAAAGCUCCGCAGUUGUACCGAUGGAUGAGACGGUUUGGAGUUGGCAACUUCGUGGUACUUCCUAUUCGACAUACCACGGAGGAAGAUGAUGCCGCCUUUGAAAAAUAUCUCAUUAGAGACUUGUCACCGAGCCUCAAUAUGGUAGGAGCCGGGGGAAAGGCGAGCAAGAGGGCGAGAAGACGGAGGGGACGACGAGAAAGGAAGGGGAGGUCUUCCCGGUCGCUCGGACAGACAGUGGUAAGGCUGAGAGCUGGUGGAGUCGGACGCACUUCGUUCUUGAAUUGGCUCGAAGAGAAGGCAAUCCUCAAGGAAGGAGAUAUCGAUAUCGAGUUCCACGCGGGUUGCUCCUGGAGUGAUGGAUGGUCAAACAUCGUGGCGAGUUUUGGUGAUUCGAUUGUGCUCUCCGAAGGAAAGAGGGUGUUGUUGAGAGACUGCAAGAUGGUUUUCCAAUCCGGAGCAGCAGUUAAGCUCGCGAAGAUCUGAAAAACUGCUACUACUACCGAGAGAAACAAGUUAAUGCUUCAGAGACUGCUCAGACAACCCCGAAUGGCGACCUCGCUCGUGCGUUACUCCUCAGGUAGGCUGGUGAGUCUGUACAGGACUGCCGGCCUGUUUGGCAAAAAGGAGACUCAGAAUAGAUUGAAGGUAAAGAUAGACCGAGCCGUUAGAAGGAAGACUGGGGUGAGUAUUAGGAGAAAGACGACGGUUAAGUUUCCCUACUGCAGUGCUAUUAAGAAGACUGAGGUUAGGAGGGCACCCGAGACUGUGAUUGAAUCCUAUGUGACUGACUCAGCGAUUGCCACUUUCGUU
This is a messenger RNA of Chara braunii, 2080 nucleotides long. The record is from the annotation of a GenBank genome assembly. NCBI's taxonomy places the organism in Eukaryota, Viridiplantae, Streptophyta, Charophyceae, Charales, Characeae.